AUGCCGGCUGCCAACAUGAUGGAGAACCUGCAGCUGCCCGCCCUGCAGGUGCCCGAGCCGCAGGGCGCGCCCGAGGGCAGCCCGGUGUGGUCCAGCUCGUCGACCCCCACGCUCCGCCGCCGGCGUUUCAAGAUGCGCCGAAUGCAGAACGUGCAAGAGCAGAGCUUGGAGGCCGGGCUGACCCAGGACUUGCCCGGCGUGCUGGCCCCUGGCAAGGAGUUCCUGCAGCUGCCGUCCAUCGAGAUCACGCCCUCCAGCGACGAGGACACCCCGUGGUCCAACUGCUCCACACCCAGCGCUUCCCCGCGCCGCAAACGCUUCCUCCUCCGCAAGUGGCUGAGGGUCAGGGAGCGGAAGGAGUGCAGUGAAAGCAGCAGCCAGCAGAGUAGCCUGCAGAGCAGCCACGAGGAGGAUGCCAGCAGGUUCCUGAGCCCUCGAGCGCGGGAAGAAAGCACUGCCAGUAACUCGAACCGCAGCACGCCGGCCUGCUCCCCCAUCCUCCGGAAGCGGUCUCGCUCGCCAACCCCACAGAACCAGGACGGAGACACCAUGGUGGAGAAAGGCUCGGAUCACUCCUCGGACAAGUCCCCGUCCACCCCGGAGCAGGGCGUGCAGCGUAGCUGCUCCUCACAGUCGGGCCGCAGCGGUGGCAAGAAUUCCAAGAAAAGCCAGAGUUGGUAUAAUGUAUUAAGUCCCACAUACAAGCAGAGAAAUGAAGACUUCAGAAAGCUCUUUAAGCAACUUCCAGACACGGAGCGCCUCAUCGUUGACUACUCAUGUGCACUCCAAAGAGACAUUCUUCUUCAGGGCCGACUCUACCUCUCUGAAAAUUGGAUUUGCUUCUACAGCAACAUCUUCCGCUGGGAAACCCUGCUGACAGUUCGUUUGAAAGACAUCUGCUCCAUGACUAAAGAAAAAACAGCUCGCCUCAUUCCCAAUGCCAUCCAAGUUUGCACUGAUUCAGAAAAGCACUUUUUCACGUCGUUUGGAGCCCGGGAUAGGACAUACAUGAUGAUGUUCCGACUCUGGCAGAACGCUCUCCUUGAAAAGCCUCUCUGCCCCAAGGAGCUCUGGCACUUUGUUCACCAGUGCUAUGGGAAUGAGCUGGGCCUGACCAGUGACGAUGAGGACUACGUUCCCCCUGAUGAUGACUUCAACACAAUGGGCUACUGUGAAGAGAUCCCCGUGGAAGAGAAUGAAGUGAAUGACAGCUCAUCCAAAAGCAGCAUAGAGACCAAGCCGGAUGCAAGUCCUCAGCUGCCCAAGAAAUCCAUCACCAACAGCACUCUGACGUCCACAGGGAGCAGCGAAGCCCCCGUCUCGUUUGAUGGCCUGCCCUUGGAAGAGGAGGUGCUGGAGGGCGAUGGGUCCCUGGAGAAGGAGCUCGCCAUUGACAACAUCAUAGGGGAUAAGAUGGAGAUCAUUGCACCUGUGAACUCCCCAUCACUGGACUUCAAUGACAAUGAAGACAUCCCCACCGAGCUCAGCGACUCUUCUGACACCCAUGAUGAAGGUGAGGUCCAGGCCUUCUAUGAGGACCUGAGUGGCCGGCAGUACGUGAACGAAGUCUUCAACUUCAGCGUGGACAAGCUCUAUGACCUCCUCUUCACCACCUCGCCCUUCCUGCGGGACUUCAUGGAGCAGAGACGCUUUUCCGACAUCAUCUUCCAUCCGUGGAAGAAGGAAGAGAAUGGAAACCAGAGUCGCGUGAUUCUUUACACCAUCACCCUUACCAACCCUCUGGCUCCCAAAACUGCCACGGUCAGGGAGACCCAGACCAUGUACAAGGCGAGCCAGGAGAGCGAAUGUUACGUGAUUGAUGCCGAAGUCCUCACCCAUGAUGUACCGUACCAUGACUACUUCUACACCAUCAACCGCUACACACUCACCCGUGUGGCUCGCAACAAGAGCCGGCUUAGGGUCUCCACGGAGCUGCGCUACCGAAAACAGCCCUGGGGGUUGGUGAAAACCUUCAUUGAGAAGAACUUCUGGAGUGGGCUGGAGGACUACUUUCGCCAUUUAGAGAGCGAACUGACCAAAACGGAGAGCACCUACCUGGCUGAGAUGCACAGACAGUCUCCCAAAGAGAAAGCCAGCAAGCCGCCGACGGUGCGGAGGAGGAAGCGUCCCCAUGCCCACUUGCGGGUGCCUCACCUGGAAGAAGUGAUGAGCCCCGUCACCACGCCCACUGAUGAAGACGUGGGCCACAGGAUCAAGCACGUGGCAGGUUCCACGCAGACUCGGCAUAUCCCUGAGGACACUCCCAAUGGCUUCCACCUACAGAGCGUGUCCAAGCUGCUGCUGGUUAUCAGCUGUGUUCUGGUGCUGCUGGUCGUCCUUAACAUGAUGCUCUUCUACAAGCUCUGGAUGCUGGAAUACACCACCCAGACCCUCACUGCCUGGCAGGGUCUGAGGCUCCAAGAAAGGUUACCCCAGUCUCAGACAGAAUGGGCCCAGCUUUUAGAGUCCCAACAAAAGUACCACGAUACUGAGCUCCAGAAAUGGAGAGAGAUCAUCAAAUCCUCAGUGAUGCUCCUUGAUCAGAUGAAGGACUCACUCAUCAAUCUUCAGAAUGGCAUCAGGUCACGUGACUACACAUCUGAAAGCGAAGAGAAGAGGAACCGCUAUCACUGACAAGGCAGGGACGGGGGUGGCUGCGAGAGGCCUGUGCAAUACAUGUACAUAGACCGUAUAAAUAUAUAUAUAUAAAUAUAUAUAUAUAUACAGAAUAUAAAUAUAUAUAUAUUAUAUACAGAUUUUAAAAAGAGAUAACGCCUAUGUACCAGGGAGAAGGAGCGGGCCCUCCCGCCCCUGUGCCGGCUGGAGCAGCGUUUUCCUUUGAUGGAGGGGCCGAGGAGGGCAGGGACCACCUCUCAGCACCGACCUCCCCUGAUCCUCCUCCUCCCACCCUCCGCUCCCCUCCCCUUCCCUUGCUGGCCAUUCUUGGCUCAUAGAAGGGAAAUGUUGUUGAGCCAAAGUUAUGCCUGUGAAGACCCUAGGGUCUUGAAAUCUCAAGGGGGCAUUGCUUAAGGUGCUUCAUUCCCUAAUCCCCUUUUGAUUUGUUUCCAAAAUAAAAGAGAAUCUUUUCUUCCCUACCCCACGCCUCCCCAGGCGUUCUCUUGGGAACACAGAAGCAUUCAAGGGCGGGAGCCCAGUCUAAACUCUCCCACGGGAGGCCGCCCACACAUACAGACCAAACGCUAAGAGCCAGAUGGAGAGGGCUGUUGGAAAAACUAGCAAGGCUGCCUUUGUGGGGCUGGAUUUUGGAGCUGUAGGCUCCUGUGGUCUCAUGUUCUGAAGGGCAUUUUUCCUCAAUCACUCCUGCGCCUUCCUCCAACCUGUGUAGGGUGUGGACCCAUUAAGGGCUGGCAAUUCCUGACCUUCCCACCCCCUUUCUCCCUGGUCUUCUCCCAGGCUGGAUCUGGGAGAAGUGUCACUUUUUAGUGCCUAAAGUCCUAUUGUUUCUCUGUGCCCUAAGAGCACAUUGUUUAUUAGCCAGGGUGGAGCAUAUUUGACCUUGUUAAACCUCUUGUUAGUGGUUAUGAACAAGUCAGGUCUCUGGCUAUGAUUCCUUCGCUUUGAGCCAUGAGUGUGAUUUCCGGGAUGAGUCAGGGUGUCUGAGGCGCUCCAGGGUUUGAGGAGAGAGAAAAGGAGAGAAUGCUGUAGCAUGUGGGUUGCAGGGUUUGUCCACAGACACUGUGAACAGUGAGCACCAGUAGCCAGGUUGUGCAGGAGGUUGCCUGUGUCGCUUCCACUUGGUAAAGAAACAACUUCCGAUGGUGGAGUCAACCUUCUGAGAUGCUUUGCAUUUGCAUGGAAGAUCCUCAAUGGAUGGGUUUUGGCAAAGGUGCAUGUGUUUGGGCAGGAAAAGACCAGAUGGGCUGCUCAGGGGGCUGCUCCAAAUCCUGAGUUUCUCAAGACUUGGGAGUGGGGGUCCUGGUGGUGGAGGGUACAGAUCCUUCCCUGGUGUCUGGCCCCAGACUGAUGUGAGAGCGCAAGGGUGGAAGGCAGAUGCUGAGUUAGGAGAAUGAGCCCCUCUGGGCCUUUUCCUAGUUGGCCUGCUGGGAGCCAUGCCACUUGUCUGAUCAUGCAGAGCCUUCCUGGACACAUUCAUCAUCCCUCGUCCACUAGCUGUUGUUUCUCCGUAUUAUGGCCUGGGGAGUCCUGCCAGCCCUUGGCAGAGUUUUGUGGAGAUUCUUAAUGAGGAAAGAAUCACAGGUAAUUUGGCUAGGAGACCCUUUCAGAUUGCUGGUUCUUCUCCUGGGUUUCUUAAUGCAAGAGGCAGAAGGGACCCCAGAACCCCAGAUGUCUCAGCAAAUAAGCACAAACGAGGGAAAGUUCUUACUUAUUUUUUGCUUGCUUGGCUUUUUUUCACUGAUUUACUCCAAGGAGAAAAUGACAUUUUUCUCUUAGAAUGGCCUGAACAUCCCACUCUGGCAAAAAAAAAAAAAAAAAAAGGAAAAAGGAAACUUUUGACUUGUCAGUGUAUCUAAGGAAAAGGCCUUGGUGUCUCCUGAGGGCAGAAUCAUCAUGCCUAGGUCAUCCUCCAAGGGAGGAUGAUGAUGAGGGCAACUGGAAUUGAGGUCUCUCCCCUAGGGAAGGAGAGAGGAGGAGAGGGUGUUCUCUGUCAUCCUUGGAAAAGGUGCGACAAGCCGCUCGCCACUCUGUUCUCAUCCAGGACUUGGAGCUGGAGACACCGGUGAGGGUCAAGUCUCAGGAUCCAGAGAGGGAGGAGUGGUGCCAGCUGCUAGGAAUUCCCCCUUUGGAGGAACUGCAAGCCACUGUGACUCCCAGAAACUUUUUGAAGGCAAAACCUGUGAAUUCUCAAAUUUAUUUCCUACGUGAUGCUUUACUUAAGUUAUUUACUUAUUAAGGUUGCUGUGGGACCUCUGGGAUGACUUAAGAAGUAUCUGUGCUGGGAGUAGUACAGUGGGGAAAGCAGACCCAGCCAAAGAGAGUUGCACUAUUGUGUGUCACCUUUAGGACCAUUCGAGUUGUGCAUAAGGAGCCUUCCUUUUCCUGCUGAUCUGAGCCCAGGAGACAGCAUAUAUACAUGGAGAGUGCCCACAAAGAACCAAGCAUCUCUUAUGGGCCCACUCGGUUCUAAGAAUUUUUUGACUCUCAAACCGGAAGAAACCAACAACUCCAUUCCAUCCCAGAUGUAAUCUUUUCCUGCUGGAGAUAAGCCUGGAGUGGAAUAAAAGGAAGGCAGGGUAACUCCUGGCCAGUAGCCUGGCUGGUAGGUGUCUGCCGGAGGGUGUCAGAACCGCCACUUACUGUGUUCACUUCUUCCAGCCAGUGCUUUUUUGGAGUUUUGUUUUCAUAAGAAUGCUGGGCUCACACAGGAGUCUUUCUAAGAGGAUUCAUGUAGUAGAACAUUUGAGAGCUAGUGCUCAAUUUUGUAGACUUGGCAGGUUUUCUAACCAGGUGAGCACUUUCAGGGUCUAAACUUCUACUCCCACUUAACUGUAGAGGGGGAUUGACGAAGUUGGACUCAGAAAAGCCAGCCAUGUCUGCAAUGCUCUUAUAUUCCCAUGCACCUCCUUGAGACAAGGUAGAGGAUCAGUAAUCUGAAGAUUCCCGUGGAUGACUGGACUGAGAAGAGGGAGACCUGACUCUGCCAUUGAGUAGUCUGUGGUCUUGGACAAGUCACUGCCCGUCUCUGGGCCUUGGGAUCCUCCUGUAACAGAAAGGGGCUGCGUUAAAUGAUCUUUUAGGUAGGUUCUGGCUUUGGUGUUGUACUGGAGGUUAGGCUAGAGACUGGGUGGUCUCAGGAUUGUUAGACUUAGGUGGUAUCCUGCCAGGAGGGAGCAAGCCUUCUGGGCCAGAGCUUCCCUAGUAUCCAGUAGGAGGUAGGGCAGAGUGUGGGGUCCCUAGGAAAUCCAAGUUAGUUAAGCUUUCUUCUUGGGGGCUAAGAGGACUAGGGAGGCCCAGCAGCAGAGCGAUCAAGCUUGCUUCUUGCCCAGUGUUAAUCUGGGAGCGUGUUUCUUUAUUCUUUGGUCUAGUCUUAGUUUGGGAAGGGGCCCCUUGGCCUUUCUCUAAGCUAGGAGGAGGACAGUGGUAAGACGAGCACUCCUUUGGGUUGAGCUUGUUUUGUAUCUCUAGGCUCCAUGAAGCCUUUCACAUACCUGUCCCUCCCCGUUCACAGUGGGCACAGUAGAGAGAAGUCAUUUGAGCUCCUAGCACUUCUCCUGGGGCUCCACCAAAACCCUCUUGGGAUUUAUAUGAAGUAUAGAGGUUUGGCUGAAAUCCUUGGGUUGCCUUAGAGCACUGACUCGAAGAGCCUGGGGUUGCAAGAAAUGGGGAGGACUGAGAGACCCCAAGGGGAAUGUGUUGCUAGGCAAGUGGGUUCUUUCCUGUCCCAGUUGCCUCCCCAAGCUUGGACUGACUUGCAGGCACCAUGUCUAGGAUGAGAUCUUGGAGAAUGAACUAGGGGAGGAAUCUUAGCAGAAGUGUCCUUUCUGUGCCAUGCCGUUCCACUUUGUUGGCACCAUAGGGUAGCCUAACCAGCCACUGCUCCCCGGGGCCCUCAGGAGACAGCACUCCUCUCUUCUCUCAGGUGGCAGGGCUGUAAUUUUCCUCCCUAUACCCCCAGAUCUCACCUGCCCAUUCCUGCAGGAAUCUCAAGAACCUGUCUUCCUGACCCUCCCCAAUCCUACCCCCUCGUCUCUAGGCUGUGGGACAAUCAUCCCUCCCCUUCCUGGACAUCCUUGACCCUCAUCCCCAAUCUCCCGCAGGCUGGACCCAAACUCCUCCACCUCUGUGCUUUCUUCCAGAAGAUGUUUUGGCUCCCAGAGGAGUGUGUUUCUGGAAGGCCAUCUCUUACUGCACCUGCAGUCCUGAUGUGCACAUGGUGUAGAGAGCUUCCCUUCCCACCUCUCUGCCCAGCCUUGUUACCUCACUCCUGCUCUGGCCUUGGCUGUGACAGGCCCAGCCAGCUCCCUGUUUCGAUGUUCUGUGUGACAGCUCAGGGGUCUUGUGACUCGAGGUCCUCAGCAGGCCUGGGAGCCCGGACUGGAGCCUUGGCUGCUGGUGAGAAUGCACCUCGCCUGCCAAGAGGAGUGGAUGCCAGACGAUCUCCCCAACAUGUGAAGGCUUACAGGACAUUGCCAUUUCUGCCCCUUGGCCCUCCUUGCUUCUCUCAACACAAGACACUGCAGAAGCAAAAGGGUGGCCUCUGUUCCAGGCAGGACAGCUGGCUCUGUCUGGAGAGUUGGCCCUGGGCUUGGGUGCUGCGUGCUCAGACUGCAUAGGAAAAGCAACCAUUUUUGCCAACAGGAGUGGGUGGCUCCCCACAUCCCCCCUACCCUGCACUCUAGGGCCAGACCACUCUCUGCAUGGACCAGACCAUCUUCCCAAACCCAUGGUGCUUUUCCACCCCCCUGCCUCAACCUAGACUUCAAGGUGGGGAGAGAUGGAUCAGAAGGUAUAGUGGCCACUGGAUAAUCCUGACAUGGGGUGGAGUGGGUUGAGGCAGAGGGAGGAACCCCCGACACUUGCACUGGGCCACUAAGGGGAGAAAACACAGGUUGAUUGCAGUCAAGUUGUUGGGCCGUCGGUAUUUGGAUCUUUAACUGUACUUUGCCUGGCGCUGUGCGCAAGGUCUGAAAACUUAUUGCUAGUACCUAGAAACCUACAAGGCUACCCAGCCAAAUCUUUAAUGUAAAGUAGCUAGAGCCAUGGAAGUACAGUAUGAAUUAAAAGAAAAAA
Molecule: messenger RNA, 7710 nt
Organism: Lepus europaeus (European hare)
Lineage: Eukaryota; Metazoa; Chordata; Mammalia; Lagomorpha; Leporidae
Gene: GRAMD1B
Product: GRAM domain containing 1B
Exons: 20
Coding region: 1-2634 (877 amino acids)
Biological process (GO): intracellular sterol transport
Cellular component (GO): endoplasmic reticulum-plasma membrane contact site; endoplasmic reticulum membrane; plasma membrane
Molecular function (GO): sterol transfer activity; sterol binding
Source: RefSeq, a predicted model, not a curated record